UUCCUCUCGUCAGGCUCACGAGCGCCCGCGAGGAUCCAGCCCGCCGCUCUGCGCGACUCCUGCCGGCAUCGCCGUGCACCGCUAGCGCACCGCUGGCGCACCGCUAGCGCACGUGGGGGGCGUGCAGGAGGGCGCAGCGGGAACCCCGCUCGUGCCGUGGCCAUGGGCGCAAUCAGCGGCUGGUUCAGCGAGAUGCGCGAAAGCCAUCGCUCGAGGAAGCUCAUCCUCGUCAUUGUGUCCCUGGCGCUCCUCCUGGACAACAUGCUGCUCACGGUGGUGGUGCCAAUCAUCCCCAGCUACCUCUACUCCAUCGAUAAUCACAACGCCACGCAGGCCCCGCUGUCUCCGACUCCAGGGCUCGCGUCGCGACCCACCCAUCCCGUCCAAAGUCAUCGCACGCAGGCGGCUUCGCUCCCAGCGUCGGGGGAUCACGACCUCCCGACCCCCGGCGGGACGAGGUCGGAGGUCGCGAACGGGACUGAGGGGCCGAGCAAAUGCGAGGAGGGCUCCAACGUGGACCUGUCGAAUGAGAACGUGCGCGUGGGCCUGCUCUUCGCGUCCAAGGCCACCGUGCAGCUCGUGGCCAACCCAUUCAUCGGCCCGCUCACCAACCGGGUUGGCUACCAGAUACCUCUCUUUGCUGGGUUCAUCAUCAUGUUCAUAUCUACGAUAAUGUUUGCGUUCGCCGAGAGCUAUGGGCUGCUGGUGUUUGCCAGGUCUCUGCAAGGCAUUGGCUCUUCGUGCUCCUCCGUGGCCGGCAUGGGUCUGCUGGCAAGUGUGUACCCGGAUGACGAGGAGAGAGGCAAUGCUAUGGGCAUCGCUCUGAGCGGUCUGGCCUUGGGGGUGCUGGUGGGGCCGCCCUUCGGCAGUGUGAUGUACGCCUUCGUCAGCAAGACGGCGCCAUUCCUGGUGCUCGCGGUGCUGGCGCUGUUCGAUGGAGCCUUACAGCUGUGCGUUCUGCAAAAGCCCAAAGCAAUAGCCGAGAGCCAGAAGGGAUCCUCUCUUCUCACUCUGCUGCAAGACCCUUACAUCCUGAUCGCCGCAGGCGCCAUCUGUUUUGGGAACAUGGGAAUAGGCAUGAUGGAGCCGCUGCUGCCCAUCUGGAUGAUGGAAACCAUGUGUCCCUCCAAGUGGCAGAUCGGCAUGGCUUUCCUCCCAGCCAGCAUUUCAUAUCUGAUCGCAACAAACAUCUUUGGGCCACUCGCUCAUCGCAUAGGAAGGUGGCUGUGCUCAGUCCUGGGGAUGGUGUUGGUUGGCGUGAGCAUGAGCUGUGUACCACUGGCUAAUAACAUUUAUGCCUUGAUUGCUCCGAAUUUUGCAAUUGGUUUUGCGCUGGGCAUGGUGGACUGUUCCAUGAUGCCCAUCAUGGGCUACCUGGUUGACCUGCGCCACGUCUCCGUCUACGGCAGCGUCUACGCCAUCGCGGACGUUGCCUUCUGCCUCGGCUUCGCGCUAGGUCCCUCGGCUGGAGGAGCCAUAGCCAAAGAGUUGGGCUUCCCCUGGCUAAUGGUCAUCAUCGGCAUCAUCAACAUCCUCUUUGCUCCGCUCUGCUUCUUCCUACGCAAUCCACCGGGCAAGGAGGAGAAAACGGCCAUCCUGAUGAGCCAGGGCUGCCCUGUAUACACCAAGACGUACCUCACCCAGAGCAUGCCGAACCGGAUGCAGUCCAUUACUGCCGACGAGACCAUGGAAGAAGAGAGCGAAGAGUGAUGAUUCAGCCACAUGCAUGGUGCUAAUAUUAGUACACAACCACACACCCGGUGCAAAGCCACAAUUUCAAAAUAAACGAAAAAAACUAACGGAAAUGGAACUUCCAUUUAAAAUCUUGACACCUCGCAACUCGGAAAAGUUAUGCAACAUUGUGAAAAUCGUGCGAUAUGCGUGGCAUUGCAAUGUGUAGGCGGGUUGUUUAUUUCGAUGCGACUGCCCGUCCCUCCUCCAGCCAGCUGGCAAGACUUAUGUUUAAUAGAGGAAGAGAGCAUAUAGCCCGUGCAUUUGCGCAGGACCCACGCAGCCAGGGUGGAGGGCAGGCAACACGACACGAGCACGCACAAACCCGGCUCAACGUGGCGGGAUGCGGCAGAUGUCAUUGCGCAGACGUGCACGGUGAUGUCCCUAGCGGGCACACUCACUUUCGCCCAGCCUUCCAGCCAUCCAGGAAUCUAGGCAGGAAUCCAGCCAGCAAGCAAAUCUUUGUUUCUGAUAGAGCAUGUAUAUGAUACAUACCAUUAUGUAUUCACGCAAAAUGUAUUACACUAUUAAGUGCGCAUGACAUUGGUUGAACACAAGUGCAAACAAUGAACAAAUAAUUGCGAUGGUACAUUUCACAUUAAGCAAGUGCUCACAAUCCUUAUUAGCCAUGGUCAAUCCACUGCUAGAUGAAGACCUUGCAAACCCAUUUCCGUCUCUCGUUAUCCUGCGAUUAAAUAUUCCAGUGCACCAGCACACGAGCCGAUUUCUCUCCGUCCCCAUCAGUGGAUGUCGUCUGUGACAAUAAUGCCAAAAAAGCGGUCAAAUUUUAAAAAAAAUUACUCGGAUGCCCGCUCAAGAUUAUGGAUUUAUGCUGCGUACAUUCAACGUGUACUUAAAAGCUACUUUUACUGGUGAAUAUAUGUUUUAUUUGUUCAAAGUACAAUAAAUGUAUAAUUCUUGUGGCAGUAUUGGUAACAAAGCAAUUUUAGGAGGACUCAGUAGAUGAGGCUUAUGAGCGAAAACAUCUGCGCUAUGCCGAUCUAGCUGCCGAAGCACGGCAUCAUGGCUGGAACACAGAAGUCCGACCAGUGGAGGUGGGCUGCAGAGGUUUUGUGGCAACAUCUACAACCAGACUGCUUAGAGACCUGGGAAUUAAGGGCCAGAGCCAGCGUUCGGCAAUCAAAGCUGUAUCGGAGGCGGCAGAAGGCAGCAGUCAGUGGCUCUGGAUGAAGAGGAAAGACCCCAGCUGGGCCCCAAAGUGAGAGGGCCAGGAGGUAUGCAGUCAACAAUACUUGACUCAGGGAGGAGGACGCCCCUGCCAUGCAUAGUCCCAUGGGAUGUUGGCUACCAACAACAAGGCAACUCCUAUGACUAAUUGGGAAUGGGAUGCAAGCGUAGGAUUGAUCACCCUGUCGCUGGCCGCCUUUGGGGAGGGUGUAUAGUAUGAAAGGCCGAAACACCCUAGGAACCAAAGGGUCACUACUGACGAUGCGCUCCCCAAAUUUCACCAGGCUCACUGUUCAUGAACUCUUGGAAGUGCUUGCACAAAGGAUAGUAACAUCUCAUCCUGUGUUCUUUGGAAUCUGCCAUGUUGAUGUUUCUUACCAUGCAUAUAUAACCACUAGCUGUACUACCCGGCUUCGCCCGGGACUUGUAUCCACCACGGCCGGCCGCCUUUUGUCUCCCCAGUGGCGAUGUUAAUACGCCACACCAGUUACUCGUUUGAGGCUGAGUCGACCUAGGGGAGGUUCAAAUAAUCGUCACCGGUGGUGGCCGUGAGCGGGAAUCGAACUGGGUUCGCCGGGUUGGUAGCGCAGCGUAGCGCUAAGCACUACACCCACCGCUCCUCACACACCACACACGCACAGACACACACACAGACACACACACAGACACACGCAGACACACACAGACAGACACACACACACAGACACACAGACAGCACGCUAACCACUAUACUACCGCUCCCCACACACCACACACGCACACACACAGACACACACACAGACACACACACAGACACACAGACACAGACAGCACGCUAACCACUACACUACCGCUCCCCACACACCACACACAGACACACACACAGACACACACACACAGACACACACACACAGACACAGACAGCACGCUAAGCACUACACUACCGUUCCCCUUACACAACACACGCGCGCGCGUCCAUAGGUACACAUACACGCGCUUGCUGCAGACACGCACGACUGUCAGGGUGCGUACGGCAGUAAACGACUGAAAAAAGAAAGCGGCAAUGCUGCGCGAGGAACGCCUUAGACCUGCAACACAUUUGUGUAAUGCGAGCGUAAACACACAAACACAUACAAACACAUACACACACAUACAUACACACACAUACACAUACACACACAUACACACACAUACAUACACACAGACAUACACAUACACACAAACACACACAUACAUACACACAAAAACAUAGACAAUACACACACAUACAUGCAGACACACAGACAGACACAUAACACACAUACAUACACACAGAUACAUACACAGAAACACAUACACACAAUACAUAGACACACACACACAUCCACAGACGUACAUACACACAUACAUACAGACAUGCAGACAUACACAUAAACACAUACAAAAAAACCCACAUACACAUACAUACACACACACACACACAAAUACAUACACACACACAAAUGCAUACACACACAUACAUACACAUAAACACAUACACAUGACCCGGCUUCGCCCGGGACUUGGAUCCACCACGCCCGGCCGCCUUUGUCUCCCCAGUGCCGAUGUUAAUAAGCCACACCAGUUACUCGUUUGAGGCUGAGUCGACCUAGGGGAGGUUCAAAUAAUCGUCACCGGUGGUGGCCGUGAGCGGGAAUCGAACUGGGUUCGCCGGGUUGGUAGCGCAGCGUAGCGCUAAGCACUACACCCACCGCUCCUCACACACCACACACGCACAGACACACACACAGACACACACACAGACACCACGCUAACCACUACACUACCGCUCCCCACACACCACACACGCACAGACACAGACACACACAGACAGCACGCUAACCACUACACUACCGUUCCCCCUACACAACACACGCGCGCGCGUCCAUAGGUACACAGACACGCGCUUGCUGCAGACACACACAUACACACACAUACACACACAUACAAAGACAAAGAUCAAAGAUCCCCCGUAUAGCCUGAACAGACUGUAGGGGCAAGUGCUGUUAGCGAGCACCUAUGAAGGCCGGAACAGUACACGAGGGGGUGGGUGGCCAGCACCACGCCCGACCGCCGCUGUCUCCCUAGUGGCGAUGUUUACACACCGCACCAGGUACUCAUUUAAGGCUGAGUCGACCUAGGGGAGGCCCAGGACCGGUUCAGAUAAUCGUCACUGGUGUUAGCCGUGAGCGGGAAUCGAACCCGGGUCGCCAGGUUCAUAGCGCAGCGCGCUAACCGCUACACUAUCGCUCCCCACCACAUACAUACACGCAGACACACACAUACACACAAACACACAUACAUACACACAAACACAUACACAGUGACAUGCCUAUUCCCAUCGCGGGGCACGGGACGUGCCUCCCGGCAAAUCCCUCGCAAGCGAUCGUACACAGAUGGACAGACAACUGAACAGUACGACGUUUGGCUGGUAAUUGCAUCCAGCAUCAGCGAAAGGACGUACUCUGAAAUGGGAAUUGUUGUGGUUUUACGCUUGUACACACCGGUGGGCCAAAGCAGAGACUUAUGAGUGUUUUAUCAACGGGACACUUUUUGACUGAUUGGCCGUGUGGGGUGGUGGAGGGUUACAACACAUUAAUAAUUAAGGCGAGCGAAAGGCAAUAAAGUUAUUUGUGAAGAAUGGUUGCGAAAGCGUACGUGUUACAAAAAGACUCACUUUACUUAAGAAGCAGGCUAAUGUGUACAUGAUAGACCAGGGGUCCUCAAACUUUUUAAACAGAGGGCCAGUUCACUGUCCCUCAGACCGUUGGAGGGCCGGACUAUAGUUAAAAAAAAAACUAUGAACAAAUUCCUAUGCACACUGCAUAUAUCUUAUUUUGAAGUGAAGAAACAAAACGGGAACAAAUACAAUAUUUAAAAUGAAGAACAAGUAAAAGUUAAAUCAACAAACUUGCCAGUAUUUCAAUGGGAACUAUGGGCCUGCUUUUGACUAAUGAGAUGGUCAAUGUCCGGUUCCAUAUUUGUCACUGCUAGUCGUAACAAGUGAUGCAAGUGUGCAUCCAUUAGUCUAGAUCUGGUUGGAGAUUUCAAAUGUUUCAUUCUGGAAAAAGUCUGUUCACAGACAUAAGUGCUGCCAAAGAUGGUUGCCAUUUUGAGUGCAUGGUUCCUGAGAUGAGGAUAUGUCUCAGAGGGGAGAGAUGCGUAGAAAUUAUGAAGGCUGCUUGACUUGAAUGCCUCUUUCAGAGUCACAAUUCUGCAGUUCAGCCAGUUCCAUUUGGUAAAUUGUAUCCACAUUUUCAAUGUCAAUAGAAAAUGGGUUACGGAAAAGCUGUAUGUCCUGUUCAUGGAGAUGAAGCUCUUUAAAUCCAAAUUGGAACUCCUUUUGCAAUUUUUCCAGUGAAUCCACACGUUUUGUUUGGGAAUGCAACCAAUGGUUUUUCCGCUAACAGAUUUUGAGUUGUGGGGAGAUGGCAGAAGUUUUCCUCCUUCACUUGUUUGAUGAGGAGGCCUAAUUUUACUUCAAAUGCUUUGACAUGUGAUUGCAUAUCACAGAUGAGCUUCACCUUUCCUUGAAGUUGCACAUUGAAACUGUUGAGUAGCUCUGUUACAUCUGUCAGAAAGGCAAGGUGCCAUUUCCAUUCUGCAUCAUUGAGCUCUGGUACUUCUUUGUUUUUUUUAAGCAGAAAAGCUGUAAUCUGUGGAAGUAAGUCAUAGAAACGUUUCAAAACUCUCCCUCGACUCAGCCAACGGACUUCUGUGUGAUACAGAACAUCUUCAUAGUCAACAUUUAGCUCAGACAGAAAUGCCUGAAAUUGUGGUUUAGUGCAUGAGCUCUAAUGAAGUUAACACAAGAUACCACAAAUUUCAUAACCGAGUCCCACUUCAGUGAUUUACUCCACAGCGCUUGUUGGUGGAUGAGGCAGUGUAUGGCUAUUGGUUGAGAAUGGUUAUGUUUGUCCAUCUCUUGGUUAAUGCGAGCAAUUACUCCUUUCUUAGACCCCACCAUGCUAGGAGCACCAUCAGUUGUCACACUGACUAGUUUAGCCCAGUUCAGCUCCAAACCAUUCACAGUUUGGCAAACCUUUUCAU
This is a messenger RNA of Lethenteron reissneri (Far Eastern brook lamprey), 6966 nucleotides long. Its product is annotated as synaptic vesicular amine transporter-like. Gene Ontology annotation, cellular component: synaptic vesicle membrane; terminal bouton. The record is from RefSeq and is a predicted model, not a curated record. Gene Ontology annotation, molecular function: xenobiotic transmembrane transporter activity; serotonin:sodium:chloride symporter activity. Gene Ontology annotation, biological process: aminergic neurotransmitter loading into synaptic vesicle; xenobiotic transport; transmembrane transport. NCBI's taxonomy places the organism in Eukaryota, Metazoa, Chordata, Hyperoartia, Petromyzontiformes, Petromyzontidae.